GGCCGUGACGCCGGGUCGCCAGCGGGACCGGGACCCCCGCGGGCGCCCAGGAGGGAGGUGGGGCCGAGGGCGGGCCCAGGUGCGCGGCCCCGCCCCGCGCCCCUCCCCGCGGAGCCCCCGCGCCGCUGGCUCCGGACCGGCCGCGGCGAGUGCGGGGUGGGCGCCGCCCGCUCCAUCUCGGCCCCGCGCCGAGCACCUGUGGCCGCAGGAGAGGCGCCCCCGCCGGCCUCGGGCGCCGAGGGCAGCCAUGAGCGGCAGCCGCCCCGAACCCGGGGCCCGGGCCCGGAGCCCCCAGCCAAGAUCCCUGUCCCGGAGCUCGUCCAGCCUGCUGGGUGACGGCCGGGGACAGCGGCCAGAGCUCCGGAAGAGUGCCAGCAGCACGGUCUGGCAGGCCCAGCGGGGCACCAGCACCGGUCCCCAGGUCCAGGAGGAAGAGGGCCACCCAGCUGAGAGCACGGAGCAGGCGCAGGGCCCCGGCCCGGGACCACAGCCUGGUGUCAUGGGCCACUGGCGGAGCAGCACGGUGGGCAACGUGUCUACUGUGGAUGGUGGUGACCUGUGUCGCCUGCGGGUCCCCAGCGCUGCUGCUGUGCAGAGGAGCCACUCGGACCUGGUUCGCCCUCAGACCCGGGGCCACAGUGGGGCUCGGAGGGCCAGCCUCAGCUGCUCGGCCCUUGGCAGCUCGCCGGUCCACAGGGCGCGGCUGCAGCCUGGCGGUACUUCUGGCCAGGGAGGUCAGGCCCCUGCAGUCCCGGAAAGGGACCUGGCUCCAGAGGACGGGGCGUUGAGCUCAGCCUGGACCCUGGGAGAGAGUCAGGUGUGGGUGUCGCCAGUAGACCUGGGAGGCACACCCACCCACAGCAGCAGCCUCAAGGCCAAGCCCAAAGCCACUGAGCACUCAGCCGCCACCUCCUGCCGUGCUCUGCCGCCAGCAGCUCUACCGUGUGACAUGAGGGAGGAGGGCGCCCGAGGCUCCUGCCAUGCUCUGCUUGCCCCGGGGGUCCUGGCCUUUCCCAAACUAGUCGCAUCAGUGAGUGAGUCUGGGCUGCAGGCUCAGCGUGGGGUGAAGUUCCAGUGUGGGUUACCCGGGGGGCAUCCUGGGCCUUCCCACUGCUGUGCCCAUCCCUGGGGUCCCACUGGCUCAGCGGUGGAGCCUGGCGUGAGGACCAAAGAUGUGUGGACCAUGACCUCAGCCAGUGACUUGGCCCCAGGGCUGGCGUCACCUCCGUCAGCCCAGGAUGCGGGCGUGCAGGCGGCCCCCAUGGCAGUGUGCAAGGCUGUGGCCACCAGCCCGCCCCAGGAAGUCCCGGUGGCCCUGCACCCAUUCCCGGAGGUAACUCUGGGGUCCGGGCUGGAGGAGGCGCCGUCCCCUGUGCGGGAUGUGCGGUGGGAUGCUGAAGGCAUGACGUGGGAGGUGUACGGGGCUGCAGUGGACCCUGAGGUGCUUGGUGUGGCCAUUCAGAAGCACCUGGAGAUGCAGUUUGAGCAGCUGCAGCUGGCACCUGCCAGCGAGGACAGCCUGUCCGCAGAGAGCCGGAGGGGGCCGCUGCGGGCUGUCAUGCAGUCGCUGAGGCGCCCCAGCUGCUGCGGCUGCCCCAGCGCAGCCCCAGAGUGAGGAGCUGUGGCCCCAAGCGCUGCCCCGCCCCCUGGACUCAGCCCCCCGCCAGGGACAGUGGGGGCCCCAUGCCCUUUGGACCCACUGGCAGCUAUGGACACGUCGGUGCUGUCAGCUGCCAGCAGACGCAGGACGUCAGCCUGGGGACUUGCUGCUUGCAGCUGGGCUGGUUUUUAAGGGCUGAUUCCCAUGGGCCACAUCUGCACUUUGGGCCUGAACUUGGGGCAGUUUCAGCGCCGUGUACAAGGGAGGUCCUGAUUUUCCUGUAAAAAUCAUCUCCUUCUGUCCAGUCUCUUCAGGACUCUGCUGUGAUUUCCCCUAGAGUCGCGGUGGCUUUACCCGAAAGCAGAGCUGAGACGAGGAAUCCUUGACAUGAAACGGGGCCCAGGUGACGGGUCAGCUGGUCUUUAGAGACGGGACCCACGCUGCCAAAGGCCGCCUGCGUGCCACACCGUUCGGCACCUGGCCUUGCCGAGUCUUCACGCACGGACCAAAGCGCAGACGUGUGGCCGGGCUGUGGCUGAUGUCCCCGGGUCGGACGUCAGAGUGGAGGCUGAGGUUCAAAGCAGGGCUGGCUGAGGCCUGGGUCUUCCUGCAGCUCGCCAGCCAGCCAGCCAGUGAGGCGGUUGCGAAGGAGGCCAUGGUCUGUGCCAGGUCUGGGUUCCUUGGGAAACGAGACAGGCUGCUCGUGCCCUCGCUGCGCUCACGCGUGGAAGGGGCUCGCCCGGUACCAGGGAGCUGAGCUGUAAGAAAGGCUGCAGGUGUGUCUGAGCGUGGCUCCGUCUGUCACUGUGUCUGGGGUGGCCUCAGGAAUGGGAAACAGGUGGCCCCUGUCCCCAAAUAUGUCACAGUCCUGAACUUGCACCAUUAUUACCUCAUUCCUUUGGUUUAAGGAUUUAUUUUCAGCUGGUGCAGUUAUUCAACGAAGGGAGGGCAGGGAUGGUGGGUAGAGGAGCCUGUGGUGGGGUCUCCCACUGGUGGGAAAUGGCAGGGGCUGUGAGGCUGUGGGCCUAUUUGCCCCGGUCCUGUGCACCUGACCUGACAUGGGCCAGGGCUCAUGGGGGCCAGGGGAUCAUGGGAGUGGGGGAGCCCAGGACACCAGGGCUUGACACAGCAUGACUUGACUGCCCAAGGAUCUCCCCAGGCCCACGGAGGAUGGAACGGGCUUGUGUGCUCGUCCUGGGGCUUAGAGUUGAAAAUCCAAGCUCCCGAGACAGAACCUGCCAGCCCACCUCUGAGGAGCCAGGUGGCGCCCCGGAACGCCGCCCUGGUGAGCUCGCUGCCCUGAGACAACAGGAUGGGCCCUUGGCCUCACUAACCAGGCCGCACAGCCUCCGCCCGCUGGAUGGACCGCAGCUGGACCUGAACUUGCCCUGGAGACAGACCACCCUGCCUCCCACCUUGCCCCUCGCGGGCAGCCUGACUGGCAGUGUUCAGGCUCUCAGGACUGGCCACCAGCUUAGUUUACAGGUCUCCUCUCAGACCCCAGGUUUCUGACCAGACUUUCUGGUUUCCCUUCAGGCUCUGCUCUGGGAGGUGGUGGAUCUCAUUAUUUGUGCAUUUAUUUGAAUUUGAAAUAAAGUAUUGGAGGUUGGAGCUUUGCCAGGGAA
Molecule: messenger RNA, 3225 nt
Organism: Eptesicus fuscus (big brown bat)
Lineage: Eukaryota; Metazoa; Chordata; Mammalia; Chiroptera; Vespertilionidae
Gene: GPRIN2
Product: G protein regulated inducer of neurite outgrowth 2
Exons: 3
Coding region: 248-1615 (455 amino acids)
Biological process (GO): neuron projection development
Cellular component (GO): plasma membrane
Source: RefSeq, a predicted model, not a curated record